Spodoptera exigua (beet armyworm) is the source of this 1646-nucleotide messenger RNA. NCBI's taxonomy places the organism in Eukaryota, Metazoa, Arthropoda, Insecta, Lepidoptera, Noctuidae. The record is from the annotation of a GenBank genome assembly.
AUCAAUGAUGUGAUUCUGUGAUUUUAUGAUUGAGGAUUUUCUUAGUAAUUUUCAAUUAAUUGGUGAGUUUUGUUUAAUAUUUUAACAAAAAUAUAUUAAAACAUGGCUAACGACGACGCAGUGCUAAAACAAUACCUAUCUAAAUACAAACACCGUGACUAUACGGCUCGGGAAGUUGUUAAUUUGAUUCAAGUGUACAGAAGUUUGACCUAUCGUUUAGAAGCCUUUGUGUUUAACAACGGCGCUCGAAAAGACUUAUUAAACCUCGAAGGUACUAUUCCUGUGAACUAUAAAGGAGCCUACUACAACAUACCCGUGUGUAUCUGGUUAAUGGACACACACCCUCAAAAUGCGCCGCUGUGUUUUGUCAAACCCACGUCAGACAUGUCUAUUAAAGUCUCAAAAUAUGUAGACAGCAAUGGAAAAGUGUAUCUUCCCUAUCUCCAUGAGUGGACACAAAAUGGCUCGACCCUACAGAAGCUUAUUCAAUGUAUGAUUUCGGCUUUUGGAGAACUGCCCCCAGUUUAUUCAAAGCCUCGCAACGAAACUAGAGCGCCUUACCCUGUAAAUUCUUUUAUGCCCCAGCCAACCGGAUAUCCAUUCCCUCAGGGAGCUCCGCAACCAGGCUACCCCACACCAGCACCUUAUCCAACUGCAUCAAAUCUACCUUACCCAGGUUAUGGAGCACCAUAUCCUGGUUCUGUCAGUAGCAAUGGUUUGCCAUAUCCACCUUCUUCAUCAGCCACACCCUAUCCACCUGCAUCGGGCUACCCAGGGCCCACUGUGACAGCAGAUGUGGCAGGUGGUACCAUCACAGAAGAGCAUAUCAAAGCCUCACUGCUAUCUGCAGUAGAAGAUAAACUACGAAGGAGGCUGAAGGAACAGUCACUUCAGUCACAAGCUGAACUAGAAACUCUUAGACGAACACAGCAGGAGCUUCGUGAAGGUAAAGCCCGUCUUGAGGAAAUUCUUUCAAGACUGCAAAGGGAGAGGGCAGAAUUAGAUAAAAAUGUGUCAAUCUUGCAAGAGAAAGAGAAAGAAUUGCAUACUGCUAUUGAACGCCUAGAAGAACAAGAAGGUAUUGAUGUGGAUGAAGCUGUUGUAACCACUGCUCCUUUAUACUCACAGCUCCUUAAUGCUUUUGCUGAAGAAGCUACUUUGGAAGAUGCCAUCUAUUACAUGGGAGAGGCUUUACGGAAGGAGGUGAUUGAUUUGGACACAUUCUUGAAGCAAGUCCGUACUCUAGCCCGCCGGCAGUUUACCCUGCGUGCUCUGAUGCACAAGUGUCGGCAGAAGGCUCAGUUGGCGUGCUAAUAGUGGCGUCGUUUCUGGCAAUGUUCCCCUAAGCCUUUGCCAGAAAUGAAAUACUCUGUGAUUUGUUUGUAAAUGUUAAUGAGUCAUACUCAGAUGAUGUUGCAUCAUUUUGUGAUGGACUGACUUACAGUGUUGGUUGAGGUUGAUGCCUGCAAAACUGUUAACUUGUUAAAACUUCCUGUGUCUAUCUUUAUACAUAUAACCAACUUGGCUUUGAAUUCUGUGUGACAUGUAGACCAUGCUGUUUCUUAUAACUUGUACAAAGGCCCCAUUCAAGAAGUGUAUCACCUGGCAGUAUUGGUGAAUAUAAAUAUUAUUGUUUAUAUAGUCUU